AAAACUGUCCCUAAUCGCGCGCGCGCGACAUCAGUAGCGAAUAAGUACUUAUAGGUGUAGGUACACACGAUGCAGUUCAUGACGUGGAUAUAGACUGAUAGCCGGAGAGUUGCUUAUCGUUCUGUAGCUGUGUGCCUACAUAUAUAUUCUCCGAGCGUCUGCUGUGCUGCUUUAUUUAUACGCACCGCCUCGGCUCCGAUUGUACUUUGUUUUGUGCCAAAGCCCAUAAGUUUGAACAAUUAGGGUAAACAAAAAACAGACACCACCAUGGCGGAGACGAUGAUAUCGUCUAACGUGUCGCAGCAGUAUCUCAUGGACAACGACGCCAACCAGACGGCCUCGACCUCGUCCCUGGAAGCCCAACAGUCACGGGAAAAACGGGCGAGCCCCGCCGGCAGAGGUUCGAGCAUCGGCUCGGUCAUGGCUAGGGAAUGGGUCGCCGUGUUUGUCCUCUGCUUCGUCAAUCUUAUCAAUUACAUGGACAGGUUCACGAUUGCCGGUGUACUCAAAUUAAUACAGCACGAUUUGUCACUUAACGAUGGAAAAGCAGGUUUACUUCAGACAGCAUUUAUAGUGAGUUACAUGAUGUUUGCACCAUUUUUUGGAUACUUGGGAGAUAGAUAUAAUAGAAAAAUAAUUAUGUGUGCGGGAGUAUUUCUCUGGUGUUUGACUACACUGAUUGGUUCAUAUGCAAAAACAUAUGGCUGGUUCGUGUUUUUUAGAGCAUUAGUAGGCAUUGGAGAAGCAAGUUAUUCCACAAUUGCUCCCACGAUAAUAAGCGAUCUGUUCAUCAAUGAUGUUAGAUCCAAAAUGCUUGCAUUGUUUUAUUUCGCAAUCCCAGUUGGCAGUGGCUUAGGUUAUAUAACAGGAUCAAAAACUGCAGAACUGACUGGAGACUGGCGAAAGGGAUUACGUAUUACGCCAGCUCUAGGAGUUUUGGCAAUCAUUUUAAUACUGUUGUUAGUAAGAGAUCCAAUCAGGGGAGAAAGAGAAGGAGGAUCCCAUUUAUCUAAUACUUCUUGGUUAGAUGAUGUAAAAGCUUUAUUGAAGAAUCCUAGUUUUAUGUUAACCUCGGCAGGAUUCACUUGUGUUUCAUUUUUCACUGGUGCACUUGCAUUUUGGGGUCCAACAUUCAUUGAGAAAGGAUUUAAACUGCAACCCAACGGUAAAGAUAUCAGUGAAGAUGAGGUGAGCUUGACAUUUGGAGUCAUUGCUAUGGUAGCUGGUAUAAUAGGAGUACCAUUUGGUUCACUGUUGGCACAAAAAUUAAGGCUCAGGCAUAACCACGCUGAUCCACUGAUUUGCGCCGUGGGCCUUAUAAUAAGUGCUCCUUUGAUAUUUUUAGGAGCGUGUUUUGCUGCUUCAAAUUCUAUUGCUUGUUAUGUACUGAUAUUCUUAGGUCAAUUAACAUUAAACUUGAAUUGGUCAAUUGUGGCUGACAUGCUACUGUACGUCGUCAUACCAACGAGACGAUCUACCGCAGAGGCGUUCCAAAUUUUGUUCGCCCAUGCAUUUGGCGAUGCCAGCAGCCCAUAUCUCAUAGGCAUCAUAUCCGAUGCCUUGAAAAAUGUCAUACUGCCGAAUUUGACGAUAAAUUGGAUAGUGCCGCGGACUGAAGAUGUAAUGACGGAGGAUCCUGUGGAUCCAGUCGUUGCAUUCAGGAGUUUGCAGUACGCGCUUUUCCUUACCAUUUUUGUAGAAAUCUUAGGUAGUUUCUUCUUUUUUCUCACCGCCUUGUACAUCGAAAAGGACAAGGCCCUCGUCGAUCACACCAUCGCAGAGAUCAAAAUUUGAAAAAAGUAACCGAGAUUCUGGAUGUAUAUCUGACGUUUCGCCGGCUAUGUUUGCAGAAGCAUUGGACUCGGACGCCUCCGGAAAUUUCGACGACGAGGGAGAGUCCGUGAACGUGCUCAUCAGGCCCGACUGAUUCUGACGACCGAUCGCAGCCAGCAUGGAUUUUACGGCCCGGGAACGCUGCGGCGUCUUCGUCGUGCACGCCAAUUGACUGCCUCAUAUAAUUAUUGUUGUUCAUGUGAACUUUGUUUUUUUUUUUGUUGACGGUGUCAGCAGCAAACUCUUUUUGUUUUUCUGGUCGACCUUGGAAAGCUCGAUUGUUUUGCUUCCGGUGUCGGUCGAUGGAGUUUUCAGCGUAUCUUUCGAAGUACACACACUUCGGAUGGUACAGCAAGUUCAGAAAUUGCAUAGGUUCGUAAUUUAUUUCGCGCGAGAGGAAUCAUUAGCGGCACUUUGCGUUAAUAUUUAACGCAUUGUCAGUAGGAAAAUAAAAAAAUUCCACUUUAAAAAUUUUACCUUUGUCAUGAAAGGAUGACAUUUUUUGCAAGAAGCAUAUGUAACGCAGCAAACACGAUAAGUGGAAUAUUAAAAAAAAAAAAA
Copidosoma floridanum is the source of this 2394-nucleotide messenger RNA. It is a transcript of the gene spin, whose product is annotated as lysolipid transporter protein spinster. Gene Ontology annotation, molecular function: transmembrane transporter activity. Gene Ontology annotation, cellular component: membrane. NCBI's taxonomy places the organism in Eukaryota, Metazoa, Arthropoda, Insecta, Hymenoptera, Encyrtidae. Gene Ontology annotation, biological process: transmembrane transport. The record is from RefSeq and is a predicted model, not a curated record.